Penicillium brasilianum is the source of this 714-nucleotide messenger RNA. The record is from the annotation of a GenBank genome assembly. Lineage: Eukaryota; Fungi; Ascomycota; Eurotiomycetes; Eurotiales; Aspergillaceae.
AUGGCUGAGAACAAGCCCGCGGUCAUCUGUGUCUUCUGCGGCUCAUCGGCAGGUAAAGACCCAGUCCACCUUGAAGCAGCCCGAGCGCUGGCCUACGAGUUCCACAAACACAAUGUCCAACUGGUCUACGGCGGUGGCACUACAGGACUAAUGGGCGAGAUUGCCAAGACUCUCGUCUCCCUCUCCGGCCCCAAGGCCGUUCACGGCGUUAUCCCCAGAGCCCUGGUAAAAGUAGCGGGCAAGAGCUCUGAGAAUGGCAGCGCCACUCCCGACGAGACCGGUGGCAAGGCUGCGGAGCGAGUACUCGCGCAGGCGGAAGAGGGUGAAGAUAUCCCCGAGUCGGAAUACGGAGUUACUACGAUCGUACAUGAUAUGCACACGCGCAAGCGGUUGAUGGCUACAAUGGUGUUGGAGGGUGGACCCGGGUCCGGCUUUGUUUCUUUGGCCGGUGGCUUUGGUACGAUUGAGGAGGUUAUGGAGAUGACCACCUGGAACCAGUUGGGGAUUCACCGCGUUGGCGUGGUAUUGUUGAAUAUUAAUGGGUACUGGGAUGGUUUGCUUGCUUGGGUGCGUAAUGCCGUUCAGCAAGGAUUCAUCACUGGAGAGAAUGGGUCGAUCCUGGCCGAGGCGCAAACCGUCGAGGAGGUUGUGCCUAAGUUGUUGGAGUACCAGUGCAGUUGUGAUCGGAUGCAGUUGAACUGGGGCGAGGAAUAA